CGCUGAUUGGUUGAAUGACUGGUCGGUCCAGCUGAUAGCAGAGGCGCAAGUAGUGUUGACAACGUCGUCUUGGAUCUCUUCCCUAUUUAUUUAUUUCCUAAAGGAUAUUUAUUUGGAAAGAAUCAAGCGAAUUUGGAGGAAAGGAAAGACAUGCCUUAAUGUAUUUCAUACCUGUGUCUGAUCCAUGUGCCAGUCAGCUGAAGCAUGCUGGAAGAAUGCAGCCUAUAACCAGAAGAGAUGCCGGAGUCUGGCAUCAGACGAGGAGCCUGCUCUACAAAAACCUGCUGAUCAAAUGGAGGACCAAACAACAGAGUCUCCAGGAGCUGAUCUUGCCUUUGCUGCUCCUGGGCCUCCUCAUCCUCAUUAGCACCCUCAACCCUCAUGUCUCAUACGGCAGUAUCAGCACUAAGGAGCUGGAGUAUGAACGGGACCUGUCAAUCAAAGGUCUUGGCUACACCCCCAUCAACAAUGUCACCAAUCACAUCAUGGAAGAGGUGGCACGGGAACUGUCUAUGAAUGAGCGAUUAGAGAUGUUCUCCACUGAGAAAGAUUUGGAGAAUGCCAGUCUCUAUGAACCUGAUGGCUUUGUAGGAGUGGUCUUCUUGGAUUCAGUGUCGUACCGUCUGCGAUUCCCAUACAACCAGCUCCCUCUGCCUAGUGACUUCACCGAAUCCAUAACAAGCUGUUACACAAACUAUGUCAACUGCCGUGCCGCCAACUACUGGUAUUCUGGAUUCAUACGGCUGCAGUCUCUCAUUGAUGCUGCCAUUAUACAGAUGAAGACCAAACGUCCGGUGUGGAAUGAAUUAAAAGUGCGUGCAGUGAUGAUGGGACAUCCAGGUUCAGUGGAGGUCCAGAAGUUCCCUCACGCCCUGAUCUCCAUAUACCUAGUGCUGGCGUUUACACCCUUUGUCUCCUUCCUCAUCGUCAAUGUGGCAGCUGAAAAAGAGCAGCGUCUGAAAGACACCAUGGGCAUGAUGGGAUUGUAUGACUCUGCCUUUUGGCUUUCAUGGGGCCUUCUCUAUGCUGCACUAGUGACGACCAUGUCCAUUCUCAUGGCUGUUAUAGCAACCUGCACACCCCUGUUCUCCAACAGCAACUUCUUUGUCAUCUUCCUCCUCAUUUUCCUCUAUGGAAUAUCCUCUAUUUUCUUCUCCUUCAUGUUGACCCCUUUGUUUAAGAAGCCCAAGUUUGCAAGUACAGUUGGCUCCAUGCUGACAGUGGUGUUUGGAUGCCUGUCUCUUUUCACUGUGCUGAUGAGAGAUUUCCCCCAGUCAGCCGUGUGGCUCCUCUGCCUUCUGUCUCCCAGCGCUUUCUCUAUCGGCAUCGCCCAGGUGGUGUAUCUGGAAGCUCAAGGGGACGGCGCAGUGUUUUCCUCUCUGGGCAACGGUCCUCACGCCCUCUAUGUUCCUAUGGUCAUGCUGUUUUUGGACUGCAUUCUCUAUCUGCUUUUAGCCAUUUACCUGGACCAAGUGUUACCAGGCGAAUUUGGCACAAGGCGCUCAGUGCUGUACUUCCUACAGCCAUCCUAUUGGUCAAGGCGGAGGAAGCGUUAUGUGGAGGUGAGCUCUGUGUACGAGGGCGAGGUCAACGGAACCCCUGUGAAUGAUGAAUCUGUGGAGGCGGUUUCUCCUGAGUUUAGAGGCAAAGAGGUUAUCAGGAUCUGCAAUAUCCAUAAAAUCUACAGAGAGAAAGACACCAAAGUGGAAGCUUUGAGAGGUUUGACUUUUGACAUCUAUGAGGGUCAGAUCACUGCCCUGCUGGGUCACAGUGGAGCAGGAAAAUCCACCCUCAUGAACAUCCUGUGUGGCAUCUGCCCCCCUACAGAAGGCACAGCAACCAUCUAUGGCUCGCCUGUGGCGGAGAUAGCAGAAGGGGCUGAGAUGAAACAGCUGGUUGGUAUAUGUCCCCAGUUCAACAUCAUCUUUGAUGUGCUCACUGUAGAAGAACACCUGAGGAUCUUUGCUGCCAUCAAAGGGAUCCUGCCUUCUGAUAUUGACAGUGAGGUGAGAAAAGUUUUAAGGGAUCUGGAUUUAGAAAAGAUUAUGGACGCCCAGGCAAAGAACCUGAGUGGAGGCCAAAAGAGGAAGCUCUCUGUGGGCAUAGCAAUUCUUGGAGACCCAAAGAUCCUUCUUCUGGAUGAGCCCACGGCUGGUAUGGACCCAGUGUCUCGGCACCAGGUCUGGUCCUUACUGAAGAGCCGUAGAGCAGGCAGAGUUACUGUACUCAGUACUCAUUACAUGGAUGAGGCAGAUAUACUUGCAGAUCGUAAAGCUGUCAUCUCUCAAGGACAACUGAAAUGUGUUGGUUCCUCUUUGUACCUGAAGACCAAGUGUGGGGUUGGCUACCAUCUUAGAAUGUCUGUAACUGAAGGCUGUGAAGUGGAGAACAUCACAUCACUGGUCAAGCAGCAUGUUCCCAAGGCUCAGUUGUCAAGGAAGCAAGAGGCUGAGCUUACGUUCACAUUGCCUUUCGAGAGCAUGGACACUUUCCCAGGGCUGUUUGCGGAGCUGGACUGUCGACCUGACUUGGGUAUCAUUAACUAUGGUGUCUCCAUGACAACGUUAGAGGAUGUAUUCUUGCGUCUGGAGGCAGAGGCAGAGGUGGAUCAGGCUGGUUUUCCUUCAUUGGUAGACUACAGUGUGUUUAACCAAGAAAAGCUGGAAGACGAGGGAGACGUGUCCUCUAUUGAUGAGACAGACCAGCGGCUGCUGACGUUUUCAGACAACAGGCAGGAUGCAGUGACUGGAGGUGCCCUCUGGAGGCAGCAGUUUAGUACGGUGGCCUGGCUGCACAUGCUCAACCUACAGCGAGAGAGAAAACCUUUCAUUUACAAUUUGACACUGUUCCUGGUUUUCUUGUCUGCAAUGCUGAUUCUGUCUGUGGCCACGGGAAACAUUCAGAUUCAUUCUCCUGAAAGACUGUUUUCACCUAUAUACCUGCUGCAUCGCAACGAGGCUCCUCGCAAAUACACCACCAGCCUGCUUGUGCAAAACUCCACCGAUUCUGACCUGUCAGGGUUCAUCCACAAUCUGGCGUCUCAGGAUAUUAAAGUGGAAAUGAUGAAAAAACCGGACUACAUGUCUGCUGCACCUGUCAGCGCCGCCAUCAAUGUGACAGGAUCCAGUAAAGAUUUUAGCUACAUUUUAGCUUUUAACAGUACCACCGUGCAUUCCUUGCCUAUGGUUGUCAAUGUGCUCAGUAACGCCCUCCUGAGGGGCUUUAAUGGCACUGAACACAUUAAAACAUGGACUAAACCCUUCGACUAUCAAAUCCCUGAUAAGACGUCCUAUGCACUGGUUUACAUUGAGGCUGUGAUUCUUGGGAUGCUGGCUGCUGGGAUGCCAGCCUAUUUUGCAAUGGACCACACAAGAGACAAAGAGUUGACGUGUCGCUCGACCAUGAGGAUCUCUGGUCUUGUUCCUUCGGCGUACUGGUGCGGUCAGGCAGCUAUUGAUGUCCCUUUCUUUUAUCUUAUCUUAAUCUGUAUGACCAGCACCCUGUUUGCCUUCCAUUCUACAAACCUGCUCACCUCCUAUAAUAUCAUGUCUGUGGCUCUGUGUCUGAUUGGCUUCGCUCCAGCCAUGGUUCUCUUCACAUACUGCGUAUCCUUCAUGUUUGUCAAAGUCCAGAGCAAUAGGGACUUCUUCUCAGUGGUCUCCAUGAUGUUGUGUGUGGUUUCUGCAUCCAUAGUCCAGAUGGCUCUUGUGAAUGAGAAUGCUGGUAUGGCUCGUCUCCUACACAAUGCACUGUGUUUCUUCAGUCCACUCUACCCUCUUAUGGGCUGCCUUAACUGCAUUACCAUGGCCACCUUCCUUCAGUCUCCUCAUGAAGAGGAUUUCCCGUGGAAGAACCUCUUCAUCUCUGUUGUGUCUCCAUAUAUCCAGUGUAUUCUGAUGCUCUUCACCCUGAGAUGGCUUGAGAUUAGAUAUGGAGGGAAGACCAUGAAAAAUGACCAGAUCUGCAGGAUUUCCUCCCAAGCAAAGAGCAAAGCUCAGAGAAACCCAGAGGAGAGCAUGAGUGAAGAUGAGGAUGUUCAGAUGGAGAGAGCUCAAGUGAAAGAGGCCUUGACUUGUCAGUGCUGUGAGGAGAAACCAGUGGUAGUGGUGAGUAACCUCAGGAAACAGUACAAAGGCAAGAGGGAGGGCUUUUCAUUCAGCAAGAAAAGGAAAGUGGCCACUAAGAACAUCUCCUUUUGUGUUCGCAAAGGUGAGGUUUUGGGUCUGCUGGGACCAAAUGGAGCAGGAAAGAGCACCAUCAUGCACAUGCUGUCUGGAGAAACUGAACCCACUGCUGGAGAGAUUCUGAUGGGAGAUUAUGGCACAGACUUCCAACCAGUGGAAAACCCCUUGGAGCAUGUAGGGUACUGUCCUCAGUUGAACCCUCUGUGGCCUAGAAUCACUCUACAGGAGCACCUAGAGAUCUAUGCUGCUAUCAAGGGGCUACAUCAGCGUGAUAUCCCAAACAUCAUUAAGCGUGUUGUGAGUGCUCUAGAGCUGAAGGAUCAUCUUUACAAACAGGCAAAAAACUUGUCUGCAGGGCUAAAGAGAAAGCUGUGCUUUGCACUAAGCAUGCUGGGAAAUCCUCAGAUAGUUCUGUUGGAUGAACCAUCUACAGGAAUGGAUCCCAAAUCAAAACAGCGCAUGUGGAGGGCAAUCCGUGCUGCAUUUAAGAACAAACAGCGAGGAGCCCUUUUGACAACCCACUACAUGGAAGAAGCGGAGGCUGUGUGUGACCGUGUGGCCAUCAUGGUUUCUGGUCAACUAAGGUGUAUUGGCUCAAUACAGCACCUGAAGGGGAAGUUCGGUAGAGGCUACAGCCUAGAGAUUAAUCUUAAGGAGGAGCUCACAGGUCUGCAGCAGGUUGCACUGUUGCACAAAGAGAUACUGAAGAUAUUUCCUCACGCUGCUCGUCAGGACAGUUUUGCCACUCUGAUGGUGUAUAAAAUCCCAAUGGAAGAUGUGAAGUCACUAGCCAAGUCUUUUGCCCAGUUAGAAAAUGCAAAACAGAACUUUAACUUUGAAGAGUACAACUUCUCCCAGUCAACUCUUGAACAAGUUUUCAUGGAGUUCGCUAAAGAGCAAGAGAAUGAAGAGGAUGAGGUCGGAUCACUUAGCACGACUUUUCAGUGGCAGAGACUGAGACAGGACGGCCCUGUAUCCAUCAAUCACGCUGAAAGUAUAGUACACCAGCUAUGAGCCAAUCCUGUCCAGGUUUUCUUGAAGCGUUGUGCCCUUCUUUUUUCCCUCUGUCUCUCUGCAUGUGCCGUCCUUUGCCUUAAGAGCCUUAAACUGAUGGGACUCACAGGAAAAAAAGACUGUGGAUACUCCAGUGGCCACUUGCACACAUACAGGACACGUGUGUGUGUAUAUGGGCUGUGAAACUCGCUUUGGCUCUGGUACUGGCACUUGUUUAGAUGGAUUCUGACAUGUGACUUGAGUGUCAGCUGUUAAUGCCGAGCAAGACUUGGCAGUUCUUUUUGUUGUCAUUUGUUUUUAAUGAAGAGAUUUUAUUUUUUAAAUUCUCACUCUCUGUAAAUUCUUAUAUCUUCCGUUCACCUGAUGUAUAUCAAACACACUGUUCUGUUGUUUCCAUAUACACUGUCAGUCACUUAAUUGCAUGAAGCAGGUUCCACGUUAUUACCAAAGUCUCACUCAAAUUGACACCAAAACAGUGCUUUUUGGUGUCUGUAGCAUGGGAUAUAAACUUGCGUCUCUGUGUGUAUGGCUAUCUAGCGUUAUUAUCUAUGUGUGCUGUUGUAGGGUACGUUUUCAGACAGGAGAAUCACAUUAUUAACACUGGCAGCAUUAACACUGAGAUUUACCAGCAUGUAUGGGGCUGCUCUCGUUUCUUGUAACCCUUUUUUAGGGCAGAGUGGCCCUGCAGGUGCAUGAAGCCUCUUCUGUCUCUGCUGCACCCGGGAGAUCCACAAGACUCCUUUCUUAAACACCAGCACGUGUUUCAGGCUUUCACACAGAGCUCUCCAAAGAAAAACAGGGCUAAGCACUCGCAGUGAAUAAGCAAGUGGGUUAAUCAAGAUGAUGAAGAACUUCUCCCUGUCAUACCUUUAUCCAUCUCGUCAUCAGGUGGCCUUCCUCUAGGAGCAGUUUUAAUGUUUAAAAUCAGUAGCUUAAGAAUGUAGUUCUCUCAAUCCGCACCAAACCAUACAGCACUCCAGAUUAGUCGCAUACUGCUGAGUGAAGUCUUUUAUUUUAUUGUUGUUGUGUGUUUUUUCUUUUUUUUUUUUUUUUUUUUUUUUUUUUUGGUUAACAGAAGUAAUGAUACUAUUGGAACCAUGAGCCUUGAAUGUACAGUGGAUGACGUUUUAUAGUAAAGCAUUUGAUGUGGGUUUAACGUAUCUAGAGUCUUCAAUUUCGGGAAAUUUUGGGAACCAGAAUGAUUUUAUGUUGGUUGGUUCUCAUUCAAGAGGGUCUGUCUUUUUGUACCUUUUAGAAUAUUUUUGUUUAAAUGUAAAAAUGAUUAAAUGAUCGCCACUCUUUUUGUUUGCUAAUAAUAUGCAAUCCUAAAAUUGAUUUCUCUGUGUGGCACAUUGGAGAAUGCCUUUUAAGAGUCAAUAAUUUACAAAACUGUUCUAAACUACAGGCACAGUAUUAUGGUUUUGGGUUUUUGUAAGCCUUACUGGGUAAUACUUUAAAAUAAGGUUCUGUACAUUAACUAAUGUAAUAGCAAAUGACAAUUAAAGACUGUUUUACAGUAUUUUAUUAAUCCCCCGUGUUUAUUUUUCUUAACAUUUUUCAUAUUUUUAAAAGCAUUUUGGUUUAAUUGAUUUAUUUGUUAUGAACAAAACUUGCAUUAAUUAAUGCUAACUAAUUAAACAUUAUUGUAAAUUAUUACCAAUUAAAGUUAUUCUUUAUUAGCGUAAGUGAUCUGCCCUUCUCUAUCCUCUUCAUAUAGGUUGAAGUAUUGAUAAUACAAUAAUGUAUUCUUCUCUCAACACGAAGUGUUUUCAUUUCACAACUCUUCAAACAUGCGUUUUCACUUGGUGUAUUUUUCUUGUGACUUUCUGACUUUCUUUGUCCAGUAGAUGUUUCUUUAUUCUGCUCUGAGCGAUGACUAUGCUGAACCGUGUAUUGGUAUGAGGAACUCUGCCCCAAGUGCUGGUUCUCUUGUUGGUAGAACUUCUAAAAGAUGUUUGCUAGGUGUUUAAUGGGUACUCUUGAGCAAAGCUGUUGUAGAUGGUUUUUAUUUUUCUGAUUAUACUCAGUAGAAAAUUGUGUACAUUUGGGUAUUUAACCCUAGCUGAAUGUGAAAGGUUGUGUGUAUAUAGUGUUGUUUGGAACAGUCCUCAAAAAUUGUAAUCAGUGCCAGGUUGGUAGGUUAUUGUGGGCUAUAUUUAAUUUUUUUAUUUUUUUUUUGGCUUCAUCUUACAAAGUUUGAUAUACAGUUAAUCAAACACUUGGUUUGUUUUAUAUUUAGAGGCACACAAGUCAACCUCUGUAGCAUCUAAAGUACUGAAAAGAUUUAAAGGAACAAAAAGAUGUCCUUGUAAUAGAGAAAUUAUGGUUGACAUGCACAGCAGACACAGUGAAUUUUUAAGGGGAUAUAAUUGUAAUUUUUGCACAUAUUUAACCUGUAAUGUAUAACAUUUUCUGUAACAUUUAACACUGACCAGUUUAGUCUUUGCUGGACUGGGUUGGAAUGGGAUGAUUAUAUUGAACACUAUCUAACAUCUAUUUAACCAAGACCUUUAUUUCCUCCAAAGUGCAAUAUAUGAAUACUUGUGUGAGUAUUUAUUGCAUUAUGUAGAAGGUGUCAUUGCAAACUGCAAUAUUACUGUUGUCUCUUGUGAACUCAGAUGUGUCUUGCAGUAAAAUGUAGCCACAAAUAUGUAACCUUUAGAAUGCUUUGCACUCUCUUCCCCUAGUGCACAUUUACUGUCCUUUGUAUGCAAAAAUUCUGUUUGAAAAUAAAUUGUAUUCAGGAUGUUGCUA
Molecule: messenger RNA, 7952 nt
Organism: Cyprinus carpio (common carp)
Lineage: Eukaryota; Metazoa; Chordata; Actinopteri; Cypriniformes; Cyprinidae
Product: cholesterol transporter ABCA5-like
Exons: 39
Coding region: 159-5198 (1679 amino acids)
Biological process (GO): lipid transport; transmembrane transport
Cellular component (GO): membrane; intracellular membrane-bounded organelle
Molecular function (GO): ATP hydrolysis activity; ABC-type transporter activity; ATP binding
Source: RefSeq, a predicted model, not a curated record